Chondrus crispus (carragheen) is the source of this 931-nucleotide messenger RNA. RefSeq lists its product as hypothetical. The transcript has 2 exons. The coding region runs from base 1 to 564 and encodes 187 amino acids. The record is from RefSeq and is a predicted model, not a curated record. Lineage: Eukaryota; Rhodophyta; Florideophyceae; Gigartinales; Gigartinaceae.
AUGAGAAUCUUACCGGUUUGCUCUCACGCUGGCAGAAGACAGUGGAGAAGCGCUCCGAUGUGGACAACACAAAUGAACAUUGAAGAGGAUUACGUGCGAUUAAAAAGAUUCCAUUCUGUCGUGCGCCACGUCGUUCCACCAAUCAUUGCUCCGCCAAACCGCGAUGUGCCGACACACGAACUAGGAAAGUUACAGAAUUUCCCAUACUGUAUUGCGACACACGGUGGUCGUACCGGGUACGCUUCCCGUACAGUUUUGAGUCAAAACUGUACGGGAAACGUCCUUCUUGAAGGUUGUUAUACUUGCAAUACUUGCACCACCCCAUCGCUUUUUAGUCCCUCCUCUUCCACCUUCGCGCACCACCCGCCUUUCCAUUGCAACCUCAUCCACACCCAGGCCUUCCGCCGGCAAGCCGCCUCCGCAUAUCACCAUGGGCAACGUUCUCAGCUGGGAGUCUCAAGACGCGCAGGGCCAGCCGCGCUCCGGGUUUGCCAAGUGCAUCGACCCUGUCGGCGCCUGCUUGCAACCCUCGGCCUUCACCCUCUACGGUGCGAAUGUAGAUGAGGCAGAACACGUCAACCAUCCCGGCCACGACGCCCAAGACUCCAUCCCGGACGACGCUCACAUCCACUCAGAAUUAGUCGCCCCGUCCACGCCUGGUGCCAUGCCCCCGGCCAAGGCCGAAGAGUUUUGAGCGCCCUCGCUUUUUAGGCCCUCUCGCUACCUGACCUUACCAGCACCCGGCCCUUUUCGUGAACAUAGGCAGCUGUGCAUCGACCUUCGUCCCCGGAAUCCAGGCUUUCAGGUAUUUUUUGUUGUGUAGUUCGUUAGAAGCGGCGAUUGCUUGACGCUCUCUGCUUUCUGGAGCGGCGACCAGUUGGUUUUAUACAUGGCGAAAAUAAAUGCGUGAAUUUCUAAUGGUUAGAGCCCA